UCAAACCAGUAUCUUUUUCCCUUUGCAGAUUUUCCUUCAUAUGACUUCAUGAUCAGUCUGGACAGUUUCCAGCACUAUCGGAUACUGUCAAAACAAUAUGUAUGCAUCCUAAAACUUGUAGGGUAUAUUUGCAAUGGUUUAGUGUGGGGUUGCCUUUAAGCUUUCAAGUCACAUCUGAGCUGAUUCAGGAGAGCAUGUAAGUUACAUUUCGAAGUAUCUCCGCUGAAAAUUGUUAGAGCCUCCAAGCAAUACUUAUAUGAUGACAGUGGAUCUGAAUAUCUCGAUUGUAUCAGCAAUGUAUCUCAUGUUGGUCACUGUCACCCUCACGUGGUUCAUGCUGGACAGGAACAGAUGGGGAAACUGGUCACUAGUGCAGGGUUUCUGGACGAUAAAAUGGUGGAAUAUGCCAAACGCAUCAUCGAGACUCUCCCGGAUCAGCUCUGUGUUUGCUUCUUUCUGAACUCGGGAUCAGAGGCCAAUGACCUUGCCCUUAGACUGGCCAAAUCUUACACAAAAAACGAAGACUUCAUCGUUCUUAAUCAUGCUUACCAUGGAAACAUCGGGAGUCUACUAGACCUGAGUCCCUCUAAGUGGAAAAAAGUUGGCAUAACCCAAAAGGAAUGGGUUCAUGUGGUGGACUGUCCAGACCUGUACAGAGGGAGGCACAAAGACGACGCUAAUCCGAGCCUGAAGUAUGCUCAACAAGUUCAUACAGCCAUUAAAAAAGCCCAGGAGAAGGGCAGAAAGGUAGCCGCCUUUAUCAGCGAGCCCGUAAUGACCAGUGGAGGGGUGAUUAUGUUACCGAACAAAUACAUGAAAUGGGUGUACAGCUUUGUGAGAAGCAGUGGAGGGGUUUGCAUCGCUGACGAGAUCCAGGUUGGAUUGGGACGAUGUGGGGAAUCCUUCUGGGCAUUCCAGAUGCAUGAUGUGGUGCCUGACAUUCUUACAGUGGGUAAACCUCUCGGAAAUGGUCAUCCAAUGGCUAUGGUGGUCACAACUAAAGAAAUUGCAGAUAGCAUAGGGGAAUUCAACAGCACAUUCGGAGGAAACCCAGUGGCCUGUGCAGUGGGAAUGGCUGUGCUGGAUGUGAUUCAUAAUGAAAAACUGAUGUCAAGUGCCAGGAAUGUUGGGAAGUGUUUGAUGGAGGGAAUGAGGGCCAUUGCCCCAAACCACCCAAUGCUGGGGGACAUCAGGGGGGUGGGAAUGGUGAUAGGGAUAGAGAUUGUGAUCGACAAAGAGAGCAGGAAGCCUUCUAAAGAAGGGGCAGAAAUACUGGCCUACAAAUUGAAGGAACAAAAGAUUAUUAUCGCUAACGAGGGCCCAGACAAAAAUGUGAUGCUUCUACUGCCACCGAUGUGUUUUACGUGUGACAAUGCCAGACGUGUGGUACAAGCCUUCGACCUAGCUCUAACUGAUAUAGAGAAGGGGACAAGUAAUAAACAGGGCCAGUCAGACGACACUAAAAUGAAUGUCCCUCUCAACAUUCUCGCAGGACUCGGGGGCUCUAUGGGGCUGAAUCUCCUGGAUGAUCCAGAAGAGGAUGAAGAACCUGACUCUAAGAGAGCUCGCUAUGAUGAAAUGGACUGACUAAAAGUCACUAUUGUAAAGUUCAACAAUUAUACGCCUCUUCAAGACAGGACCAGUGGUGGUCAUUUCAACAGUGAAUGUCUGAAAGUGGUCUCUGCCUCAAAAUGUAUAUUUCUACAAUGGUUCAACUUUAAGUCGGAGAUCGUCAUAGACGUUCUGAUGUAUUUUAGAAGUCUUGAUCAUUAUCAAGGUAGACAACUCCUGAUCUGACCAAGAUGUGUAUUCAUCAUUCCCAGUCGUAGAUCAAAAAGUGUCUGUUAUCAGUACAAAAGUUAUAAACAGGCCGAUAUGGUGAUCACAAAAUUGUCACUGUGAUUUCUAUUUGCCAACUGUGAUAUAAUUUGUCAUGAAUUGACGAGAUUACUAACAGUGGGAAAUCAAUGACCACAGAUGCUCUCAAGCUCUGAACAAUCACAUGACUUGCAAAAUGAAGUUCAGGUAGUUGGUCAUAUGUUCAGAUCUAGUGUUGAUACAUCUUCUUUAUAACUGGUGCAAUACUGUAAAAGAAAAUUCAGGUGAUAUUGUUUGUUUCUUCAUAAGCACCUGAAAUGUCCCCGAACAGUUGUAAGUACAUUGUAGUAAAAAGAACUUUAAGCAACAAAAAUAUGUGACCACAUAUAAAUUCUAAUUUUAAAUUAUAGGAAUGUAUGUUUGAUGUUCAUUAUUCUCAAACUAUACUGCCAACUUCCAUAAACUUAAAUAAUGGAGAGAUUCUAACGAGGGGGAGGGAUGAAAUCAGAAAGUACCCGUAAGUCGCCUGCACCCGCAUGGCUAUAGUACUUGAAUUAAGAUGUAUACUGCAUAGACAUGUUCAAAAAUUAUUUCGGGGAUUUUCUUUUAACUCUUGGCUUGUUUUACGAUUUAGAUAAUUUCUAAAUGUGAUACAUACUCUGAGAUCAUUUAUUAAUUCACACCAGUUUGAAAUCAGCUGGAGAAGGAAUGUUAAUGUAAUGAAUGUUCACAAGAUUGAAAAUCGAACCCAAAAAUUCUGAAAAUGAGUUUUUUGAAUAUAUAAAGUGUUCUUGAAGUUCAGUGUAAUGUCACAAGACAUGUUGUUUUGAAGAAAUCGCUCACAGUGUGGCUGUACUAGUUGUGGAUCUCUGGCUUUAAAGUCUGUCAACAGACAAAAUGUCAGAGAUAUGAAACUGAGCUGUAAAAUCUUCUGUUGUUUAAAGCAUUAGUUACCAUUAUGUCAAAUCUAUCUCUGUUGUCAUUGAAGUGUAAAACAGUGAAGAUCAGUUUGUUUAUUUUAUUUUAUGUUUAAUUUAUGAAUAUCACAAAUGCUGUUCUGUUGCUAAGGACUUUGUCUAUUACAUGUACAGUCUACUCCAUUUAUAUUGAAACUUAUAUUAAAUCAUAUUAAACUAUUUGUUAUAUUGAAGUAAAAAUAAUUCCCCAGUAACAUUAUUUAUACAGUUCAACAUGGGUUAUAUUGAACUUUGGAUAUAAUGAACAAUUCAGGUUGGUCCCCUGAAUCUCAAUAUAUCCGAAGUAGACCAUAUAAUGAACAAUUAAGGUCGGUCCCCUGGAUUUCAGUAUAUCUGGAGUGGACUGUACAAACAUUUGUUAAUUUCUAUGCUGUUUUAUAUCUCGUGCAAGAAGUUUUUACUCAUGUAAAGACAUUACCAGCUUUAUAGUUGAAAGUGCUACAAAUUUCUACCUAUGCAUGCCACUAGGGGACUAUAACAAUGAAGAUUCUUUAUCAUGUCAAUCCCUUCCUUGACACGAGAGAUUUGUUUUGAAGAUCAUAUCCUAAAGAUCCAUUGCUUUAAAUUCUAAUACCAGGCACUUGGCAAAAACUUAGUUCCUGCAUAUGUUAAAUGUCUUAGGUUUGACACAAUAGUGAGAAUAGGAGACGACAUACAUAGACUAUACCUGUUGCCCGAUCCUUUUGCGUUUAUCAAUGAAAUAUUAGAUACCAAGAAUGGAACCUGGUUGUCCCCCCCCCCUCCCCCUGGUUGUGAAGUGCCCUAGCCACUAUACUACAUGUAUGUUAACCAGUUUAUUACUAAAGGAAAAUUACAAAAUAUUAUCUAGUGUAUUCUUCAGUUAAUGAAAUAUUUCAAUAUUUUUUCACCCAAUCAGAUUAAAAUCAGCGCCUCGAUCCGCUCCAUUUUUUGUAUAUUGUCGCUACACUACAUGUAAAGGAGGGGAUCAAGGAGCUGAUUUUAAUCAGAUUGUUUGUCAAGAUCAAUAACAGCCAAGUCUUCUGCAUGCAUGUAAUAGAAAUUACAAAAUGCUUUCCUAAUUGAUGUAUAAUUUCCAAAGAUUCGCCGUCGCUAAUCUAUUACAUGUUGUGGAGAAACUAAGGUAGAAUUUUACUGACUCAAAAUUUAAUUUCAACAUUACCCCCCCCCCCCCCCCCCCCCCCCCCCCCCCCCCCCAAGAUAAAUAUGAAUAAUUUUGUGGAGGGUGCUGAAUGUGAAUGAUAUUAUUACAUGUAUUAUUAUUGUUAUCCAUUCCGUUUUGCUUUAGUUGUGUGAAUUUAUCCAUUUAUCAUGUUUAUCGUGGAUAUAGACUUGCAAGCUGAAACAAAGAGUAGGUUGCAAUUUUGUUAAGGCUUUGAUGUUACUGUUGAAUGUAGAUUUAUUCUAUUUUAUAUACGUGGUGCACAGAGCAGAAGGCAGCUGACCGAGAACUUGUUUCAGAAGAUUGGACUAGGUGUUUUGUUCAUAUUUGUUGCUUGUCUUAUUUAUUUUUGUGUAAUCUUUUUUGUGAACUAUGAAAUAGAAUCUUUAAAUUUCAAGCUAUUACUAUGAAAUGGUCAUCACAUUUUACAAAUUCAGUGUCUACAAAUUUCAAUUUCUUUGUAUGUGAACAGGAUUUGUUUUCCUGUUGACUCUGUCAGUUUUCAAUGCUGUAGUAUAUUGCAGUGUUCCUGUUGACUGGGUAUGAAGGCUAUAACAAUUUUGUAUCCCUCCAAUUCUGUUGCUGUUUCCUGAGGUGCAGCCGAGGGAAAACUUGCUAUCAUCCUCAUAACCAGUAAACAAUUACAAUGUUUAAUUGGGUGAAAUUUUAACUGCAAAAAAAUUCACAGAAAUAGCUAGGAAUCGCAUGACCUGCUGGUAAAUAGUUAUGAUGUAUAAUAAAAGACUAUUUGCCCAUGAGGGAAUGGUAUUCAAACAAAAAUAUAUUGCAUAUAAAAUGGUUUUUUUUAAACCUCUGCAUACCCUAUCAUGUCUGCCCCCAAUUGCCUGUCCACCUGCAGGUAAUGCGUGGUCCUCUGAACACCUGUUAUUAGUAUCUCUAACCUGGAGGUCAUUACAAUGGUUCAGUUAAUGUUUGUCUGUCUGUCUGUCUGUUAAUCAUGUGGAACUAAAGGUUGAACAUGAACAAAAACUCCCAGCAACAAUGUGGGCUAUAUGAUUAACAAUAAUGAUAAGAUAUUGGGAGGAAUUAAGAAAAAGGCCAUUUUUGGUGAGAAUUGGGGGGUGGGGAAUUGCUCAGUUGGACAGAGGUAUAGAUAUGUGUGGUGCAUCUUGUCACCUUCACAUGUAUGCAAAUUUCAACGACCAAUAGAUCUCUAAUUAAUCUGUAAAUCAAAGAAAAUGCAUUCUUGCUCAAUGUCCAACAUGUUGUAUUGCAUUGUAUCUUGUUGAAUUGUUUAUUGUUAUUUUCGUGAAGAUGUGUAUGUAUGAUAAAUCCAGUUUAUAAAUAAAUAUUUCUUAUUAAGAUAGUUUAAGAAAG
Molecule: messenger RNA, 5274 nt
Organism: Ostrea edulis (European flat oyster)
Lineage: Eukaryota; Metazoa; Mollusca; Bivalvia; Ostreida; Ostreidae
Product: 5-phosphohydroxy-L-lysine phospho-lyase-like
Exons: 11
Coding region: 352-1587 (411 amino acids)
Cellular component (GO): mitochondrion
Molecular function (GO): transaminase activity; pyridoxal phosphate binding
Source: RefSeq, a predicted model, not a curated record